AUGACUGAGUUAGAAGCGAUUUCGUCGCAAAGACCCACCAAAACAACUUACAAUUUGCCAAAGCCCAAAUCAGCGUACUUCCCAAGUCCAGGAUCACCGUUGUACGCAGAUAAGGAAUUGUAUACGAAGAUUUCCAAAGCAUCCAAGACCAAAGUCGAAACACAUAUAUGUAAUCCCAGAUCAGGAUUGGCAGUUAAGAUUGCUGCAAAGUCAGUUUUCAGAAUAACUACCCCAAAAGGAGCCCAAGUAUGUGAUUUAAAUAUUUGGAAUGCUAAUAAUCCAAGAGAAAGGUUUUGGGCAGCCAGAACCCGUCAGUUGCAUCUGGCCCAUGUAUCUACUUUUGACCGUUUGUGGUCCAACUUACCUUAUUUGCGUCCUUUGGUCACUAUAACCAAUGAUACGUUGUCAGCAAGACAUGAUGAAUGGGGUGGAAGAGUUCAUGAUACUUUGGGGACUAGAUGUGAUCCUUACGUGGAUAAGUUAUUGACCGGCGAAGAUAACGAUUUCCAUUGUCAUUCUAACUUGACCAGGGCGGUUUUACCAUUUGGCUUAACCGAAUUUGACGUUCACGAUGUUUUGAAUGUUUUCCAAGUGACCGGUUUAAAUGAGUAUGAUCAAUACUUCAUGGAAACCUGUCCUGCUACUGAAAACGAUUUUUUUGAAUUAUUUGCCGAGCAAGACUUGUUGGUUGCCAUAAGUGCUUGUCCUGGUGGUGAUUUAAGUAAAUGGGGUUGGGGUGAAGAAGAAGGUAAAGAAUCUGAAAUGGUUGAUUGUUGUAGACCUUUAGGUAUUGAAGUUUAUAAAAUUGAUAAUGAAGACGAAGUUUUACUGCAAUGGAAUCCUCCAAAACCAGUCAACUACACUGGAAAUCAUGGGUUAAAAGGUCCUUAUAAUUAA
Hyphopichia burtonii NRRL Y-1933 is the source of this 897-nucleotide messenger RNA. Its product is annotated as urea carboxylase-associated family protein. The transcript has a single exon. NCBI's taxonomy places the organism in Eukaryota, Fungi, Ascomycota, Pichiomycetes, Serinales, Debaryomycetaceae. The record is from RefSeq and is a predicted model, not a curated record. Bases 1 to 897 code for a protein of 298 amino acids.